Brassicogethes aeneus is the source of this 680-nucleotide messenger RNA. The record is from the annotation of a GenBank genome assembly. Lineage: Eukaryota; Metazoa; Arthropoda; Insecta; Coleoptera; Nitidulidae.
AUGAAAAAUCCAUUGAUAAAAUUGUACACUCAGGAAGGCCUUGAGGAUUUGUGGGGCGGUUGGUGUGGCGCCGUUCAUAAUAUAUUUGUAAACGGGGGAAAUAUUUGCAAGGAGGAUUUAGGAAAAAUUAAAUGCCCCACGUUAAUUUUGCAUGGGGAUAAAGACCCCAUGGUGCACCCUGAACACCCUGAAUAUUUGUUUCAGAAUAUUAAAAUGUCCAAACUGAAAAAAAUUAAAAUGUACAAAUUCGCAGUUUUGCUUUUAAGUAUUGGUGUUGCUAUAGCAACUCCAUAUAUGGCAGGGGGCGACUCUAGUACUACUGCAGCACCAGACCCAGAUACACUCAGUUACCACCCAAAAUCUGUUAACGUACCUGAUGUGUCUUAUGUUACCGACGCUGUAGAGGCCCUAAAAGAAGCCUACUUGUUGUCAGACAAUACUACAGAAAGAGCUGCUUACUUUAUCCAAGUUUUUAACAUAAAACACAAACAAACCUGGGGAUGUGCAGCCAAAUACGAGGUUUUCCAAGCACCCGUCAAAUCUUAUAUUGACAUCCAAGUUUCUGACGGACGCUUAUGGAAAAUAUUCAGCCUAAACUAAAUUGUGGGUUUAUUUAUAUAAGAUGUUAAUAAAUACUAUUUUUGUUCAUUAAAAAAAGUUUGUUUGCACAACCUGGCAAC